AUCCUCCUCUCCUCACAUCGGACUGUUGAUUCGAUUUGGCCGUCAAUGUCGGCGAAGGAGUCCUCAAACGCCGCAUUACGUUAUCUGAACACCGGCAACACCUUACAACACGCUUUCGGUGACGUUCUCUCCUACUUCAUCCUCCUCCUUAUUGGAAUUCUCGCUUUCUCGAUCCGUAUAUUCUCUGUUAUAAAAUACGAGAGUGUUAUUCACGAGUUUGAUCCUUACUUUAAUUAUAGAGUAACUCAGUUUCUUACAAAGAAAGGAAUUUAUGAAUUCUGGAAUUGGUUUGAUGAUCGAACCUGGUACCCUCUUGGGCGUGUAAUAGGCGGAACAGUUUACCCUGGUUUGACUCUGACAGCUGGAAGCAUAUGGUGGUUGUUAAAUUCUUUAAAUAUUCCACUGUCUGUGGAGACUGCUUGUGUUUUCACUGCACCUAUAUUCUCUGCUCUUGCUUCAUGGGCAACAUACCUUUUGACUAAGGAAGUUAAGGGUGCUGGUGCUGGACUGACAGCUGCUUUUCUGUUGGCAAUGGUCCCAUCAUAUAUCUCUCGUUCUGUGGCUGGUAGUUAUGACAAUGAAGCUGUAGCAAUAUUUGCUCUGAUCUUUACUUUUGGUCUUUAUAUAAAGACAUUAAAUACUGGAUCCUUGUUUUAUGCUACCUUAAAUUCAUUAGCAUAUUUUUACAUGGUCUGCUCUUGGGGAGGAUACACAUUCAUCAUUAACCUCAUUCCAAUGCAUGUGCUUCUUUGUGUUAUAACUGGUCGUUAUUCUUCUCGAUUGUACAUCGCAUAUGCUCCUCUUGUUGUUUUGGGAACACUGCUAGCUGCUUCGGUGCCAGUAGUUGGGUUUAAUGCUGUCAUGACAUCAGAACACUUUGCAUCAUUUUUGGUUUUCAUUAUCAUCCAAGUAGUAGCUUUUGUAUACUAUAUCAAGGGGAUUCUUUCCCCCAAGAUGUUUAAAGUUGCUGUGACACUUGUUGUAUCAGUUGGCCUGGCAGUGUGUUGUGCUGUGGUAGCUGUUCUUAUUGCAUUAGUAGCUUCCAGUCCUACAAAGGGAUGGAGUGGACGAAGCUUAAGUUUGCUUGACCCAACUUAUGCAAGCAAGUAUAUACCGAUCAUUGCUAGUGUUAGUGAACAUCAACCUCCUACUUGGCCAUCUUACUUUAUGGACAUUAAUGUUUUAGCAUUCUUGGUUCCAGCUGGUAUCAUUGCAUGCUUUUUGCCUUUAUCGGAUGCAAGCUCAUUUGUUGUCCUCUAUAUUGCUACGUCUGCAUAUUUCUCUGGAGUAAUGGUACGCUUAAUGCUUGUGCUUGCUCCAGCUGCAUGCAGCACAUCUGGAAUUGCUCUCUCAGAAGCUUUUGAUGUCUUCACCAGAUCAAUCAAGUUUCAACUACCUGGAGUUAGCAAAGCUGAAAUUGAUGUAGGGGAAACUAGUUCUGCUAUUGCUGAAGAACAGAAUGUUGCUGGAAAGACAGAAAAACCUGAGGAGACAUCAAAGGAUAGACCCUCUAGGAAGAAAAAAAAGGAAAGGGAGCAUGAGGAAAAACCUACCAAAGCCAAAGCUGAGAAGAAGCGGCUUCUAGCUUUACCUUUGGUGGCAACUGUGGUUUCUCUUCUACUACUUGUCUUUCUGGGUGCUUUCUAUGUGCUUCAUUGUGUUUGGGCUGCAGCAGAAGCUUAUUCAGCCCCCUCAGUAGUUUUAUCAUACCGUGCACAUGGUCGUCUGCAUGUUUUUGAUGAUUUUAGAGAGGCUUAUGCGUGGUUGCGCCAUAAUACUGAUGUCAAUGACAAAGUUGCAUCAUGGUGGGACUACGGUUACCAAACCACUGCAAUGGCUAAUCGCACAGUGAUUGUUGAUAAUAAUACCUGGAACAAUACUCAUAUUGCAACUGUUGGUACUGCGAUGUCUUCUCCUGAAAGGGCAGCUUGGGAUAUUUUCCACUCUUUGGAUGUGAAAUAUGUUUUUGUCAUUUUUGGAGGUCUCAUUGGCUACCCCAGUGAUGAUAUUAAUAAGUUCCUAUGGAUGGUUCGAAUUGGAGGUGGUGUGUUCCCUCACAUCAAGGAAGCUGAUUACCUGAAAGAUGGUUCGUAUCGAAUUGAUUCCCAGGCGACUCCAACCAUGCUGAAUUGUCUAAUGUAUAAACUCUCCUAUUACAGGUUUGUGGAAACUGAUGGGAAAGCGUACGAUAAAGUUAGGCGGACAGAAAUUGGAAAGAAAUAUUUUAAACUCACUCAUUUUGAGGAGGUAUUCACAACUCAUCAUUGGAUGGUUCGGAUAUAUAAACUAAAGCCUCCAAAGAACAUGAUUAGAGGAAAGACAAAGAAAUCGAAACCGAAAACUAGCUCAAGAAGCAGUUCAAGAAGUGGAACCAAAAAGAAGAAUCCGUGGCACUAAGAAACACAAACAUAGAUAUUACCGGUAGGUUAUUAUUUUCCUUGGAUACAGUCAAAUUAAAUGGA
Molecule: messenger RNA, 2462 nt
Organism: Hibiscus syriacus
Lineage: Eukaryota; Viridiplantae; Streptophyta; Magnoliopsida; Malvales; Malvaceae
Product: dolichyl-diphosphooligosaccharide--protein glycosyltransferase subunit STT3A-like
Exons: 23
Coding region: 46-2397 (783 amino acids)
Cellular component (GO): membrane
Molecular function (GO): oligosaccharyl transferase activity
Source: RefSeq, a predicted model, not a curated record